This is a messenger RNA of Helianthus annuus (common sunflower), 1029 nucleotides long. RefSeq lists its product as uncharacterized. Lineage: Eukaryota; Viridiplantae; Streptophyta; Magnoliopsida; Asterales; Asteraceae. The transcript has a single exon. The coding region runs from base 246 to 866 and encodes 206 amino acids. The record is from RefSeq and is a predicted model, not a curated record.
AAAAUAGAUAACCUAAUUAAAAUCAAUUAAAAAUUAAAAAAAUAGUUUGUUAUGACUUUAAGAUAGGCUGUCAUCUUGGCCAAUACGCACAGUUGACCAAAAAAAUAAACCAUGUUGCGUAUCAGCUUCACAAAUCGUCUUCAAGAAUCUAACCUCUUUCUUCCAUCUUAUGCCUUUAGAAAUCUAUACAUACACACAUUUUCACAAUUCUGUACACAAAAACACUUCCAAAAACAUCACAAAAUAUGAAACGAGAGGGUCGUCAACAUGGUUAUGUUAGUUGCUAUCAUAACCUUCCAGCUUCACUAUCUCGACAAAGAUUUGUAAAGAUGGUAGACUCUGCAUCAACUAUGGGCUUGUUCGCCAAGGUCCCCACAAAGCCAACAAACCAUUCAAAGUUCACAGGGAAAUGUCGAAAGCCACGAUGCAAUGGAUGUCAUCUCCACCCGGUUUGCAAGUCCAAAGCCAAGGCAAAAGGUGCCAUGAAGAUCAGAUCGAUUGAUCACGAAAACGAGUUGGCCAAAUAUUCUUUUGGGACUUCUGCCACCGGUGUUUUGGCUUAUUUGGCGGAUGGUGGUUAUGAUAACGAUGAUUAUGAUUAUGAUUAUGAUUAUGAUUACGAUGAUAGAGUAGAAGAAAACUACAAUUAUAGUUAUGGUUAUGGUUAUGAUUAUGAUUAUCGUUAUGAAUAUAAUGAUAAUGAUGAGGGUGACAAUGAUGUCGAUGUUAAAACUGAUGAUGACGAUGACGAUGAAGACGAGACCAUGAGCUUUUGUGAUGUUGGAUUAUGUUGGGGACAUGGAGAUGAGGAUGAAUAUGGAGAUGAUGAUGAUGGAUGGUAUUUGGUGGGUGGAGAAAUGUGGUAGAUUCCAAUUCUUUUGGUUAAAUUCACACUAUCAUCAUAUUCUAAUUAUCCUUGAUGAUUAUGGGUUUGAUCUAAAUAAAUUAUUGUUAUUACUUGUUAAUUAUGAUGUAUGAUAUUGUUUGUGUACUAUUUGAAUAAAGUUGUCUCAAUUCUUGUUGUGUACU